GUGAGGUGCGGGGUUUGUGAGGGAGUCCCGCGCGGGAGUGCGUCUCGGAGCGCCCCGGUUUCUCCUGUGCGAGCAGGAGGCGGGAGAAGAACCCGCACAGUCGGCGGCCCCUUGAGGAGGGGUCCGCGGCGGCCGAGGGCGGCAGCCGGGAAUGCAGGAUGGCGGCGGCGGGGGAAGGAGCCGCUCNNAGUGAAGCCAUGUCCAUGGUAGGAGAUGAAUGGGAGUUGAGCAAAGAAAAUGUACAACCUUUACGGCAGGGCCGGGUCAUGUCCACACUUCAGGGAGCUUUGGCACAGCAGGAAUCUGCCUGUAACACUACUCUUCAACAGCAGAAACGGGCAUUUGAAUCUGAAAUUCGGUUUUAUGCUGGAAAUGACCCUCUGGAUGUUUGGGAUAGAUAUAUUAACUGGACAGAGCAGAACUACCCUCAAGGAGGGAAGGAGAGUAACAUGUCAACAUUAUUAGAAAGGGCUGUAGAAGCUCUACAAGGAGAAAAGCGCUAUUAUAGUGACCCUAGAUUCCUCAGUCUCUGGCUUAAAUUGGGGCAUUUAUGCAAUGAGCCUUUGGAUAUGUAUAGUUAUUUACACCAUCAAGGGAUUGGAGUUUCACUUGCUCAGUUCUACAUCUCAUGGGCCGAAGAAUAUGAAGCCAGAGAAAACUUUAAGAAAGCAGAUGCAAUAUUUCAAGAAGGAAUUCAACGAAAGGCCGAGCCACUAGAAAGACUACAGUCCCAGCACCGACAGUUCCAAGCUCGUGUGUCUCGACAAACUCUGUUAGCACUUGAGAAAGAAGAGGAGGAGGAAGUUUUUGAAUCGUGUAUAUCACAACGAAGCACACUAGCUGAACUAAAGAGCAAAGGGAAAAAGACAGCAAGAGCUCCCAUUAGCCGUGUGGGAGGUGCUCUCAAGGUUUUAUUUAUUUUAAUACAGCAAGAAGAGAAGGAGCCUAUCCAGGAGACAGUAAAAUUGCAACCUGCAUCAGAGUCUCAGGAAAUGGCAAGAAUGGCUUUAUCCAGUUCUGUUUAUCCACUAAAUUCUUAUCCCAGGGAACCUUCACUUGCAGAAAACAUUUGUCGAGAACAACCUCAUUGUGAAGGUCCCGACAUGCCUUUUUCCAUUUUCGAUGAAUUUCUUCUUUCAGAAAAAAAGAAUGAAAGUCUUCCUGCAGAUCCCCCACCGGUUUUAGCCCAACGAAGACCACUUACUGUCCUCAAAACUGCAGAAAGCAUCGCCUCAAAUGAGGAUGUGUCUCCAGAUACUUGUGAUGAAUUCACAGGAAUUGAGCCUUUGAGUGAAGAUGCUAUCAUCACCGGUUUCAGGAAUGUAACUAUUUGUCCUAACCCAGAAGACACUUGUGACUUUGUUAGAGCAGCUCGUGUUGCCUCUACUCCUUUUCAUGAGAUAAUAUCCUUGAAGGACCUCCCUUCUGAUCCUGAGAGACUGCUGCAAGAAGAAUAUGUUGAUGCAAAGACCUCUGAGGGCCAGCAGAUCACAUGCAGCACUAGCUACCAUCAAACCCUCAGCAACAAGAAGCUAAGCCCAAUCAUUGAAGAUAGUCGUGAAGCUACACAUUCUUCUGGCUUUUCUGGAUCUUCUGCCUCAGUUGCAAGCAUCUCCUCCAUCAAAAGUCUUCAGAUUCCUGAGAAACUUGAACUGACUAGCGAAGCUACAGAAAACCCUUUGCAGUCACCCUGGUGUUUACAGAAUCGCGAACAGCUACUAAAAUCCCUACCAGAGUUAAGUGCUUCUGCAGAGUUCUAUGUAGAAGAUAGACCAAUGCCUAAGUUGGAAAUUGAGAAUGAAAUUGAAUUAGAUAAUGAAGAUUAUUGUAUUAAGCAAGAAUACCUAAUAUGUGAAGAUUACAAGUUAUUCUGGGUAGCACCAAGAAACUCUUCAGAGUUAACUUUAAUAAAGGUAUUCACUCAUCCUGUCCCAUGGGAUUUUUACAUCCACCUCAAGCUAAAGGAGCGUCUAAAUGAAGAGUGUGAUCAGUUUUGCAGCUGUUACCUAUACCAAGACGGUUGUAUCAUUUGGUACCAAUAUAUAAACUGUUCCACCCUUCAGGAUCUUCUCCAACACAGUGAAUUUAUUACCAGUGAAAUAGCAGUACUGAUUAUUUAUAAUGUGUUGACAUUAGUGGAGAAACUACACAAAGCAGAAAUCGUUCAUGGAGAUCUGAGCCCAAAGAGUCUGAUUCUACGAAACAGAAUCCACGAUCCCUAUGAUUUCAAUGAGCACAAUCAAGCUUUGAAGAUAGUGGACUUUUCCUAUAGUGUUGACCUGAGAGCGCAGCUAGAUGUUUUUCCCCUCAGCGGCUUUCGGACUCUACAAAUCUUGGAAGGUCAAAAGAUCCUGGCUAACUGUUCUUCUCCCUACCAGGUAGACCUGUUUGGUAUAGCAGAUUUAGCACAUUUACUAUUGUUCAAGGAACACCUACAGGUCUUCUGGGAUGGGUCUCUCUGGAAACUCAGCAAAAAUAUUUCUGAGCUAAAAGAUGGUGGAUUGUGGAAUAAAUUCUUUGUGCGGAUUCUGAAUGUCAGUGAUGAGUCCACAGAGUCGGUUCUGAGAGAACUCGCAGCAGAAAUGAAUGAGGUUUUUGACAGCACAUUCCACAGUCACCUGAACAAAGCCCUGUGGAAUGUAGGGAAGUUAAUUAGUCCUGGGGCUUUGCUUCUUCAGAAGGACAGGCAGAUUCCUACCUGACACACAUGGGUGGACUGUGGAGCACUGGGUCUGUACAUGCUGUAAUUAACUGACGGUACUUGUAGGCACACUACCAAUACUUGUGUCCUUUCUGGUAGUUACUCUGGUCUACUUUCUGAGUAACUGGCAUUUUCUACAUAGCAGUGGGCCUGUGUCAGCCUUAUGACUCACUUUUAUUCUAAAUGGUUGCAUGAGAAUGAGCACUCAGUUGCAUUUAACCUUUAAGUUUCUGCUUUCCUCUGUACACAAAUAACCUUGUAUUUUAUAAAUAAUAAAGUAGCAUUUGUUAAAUUUG
This is a messenger RNA of Dipodomys ordii (Ord's kangaroo rat), 2997 nucleotides long. It is a transcript of the gene Bub1b, whose product is annotated as BUB1 mitotic checkpoint serine/threonine kinase B. The transcript is spliced from 19 exons. NCBI's taxonomy places the organism in Eukaryota, Metazoa, Chordata, Mammalia, Rodentia, Heteromyidae. The record is from RefSeq and is a predicted model, not a curated record. Gene Ontology annotation, biological process: meiotic sister chromatid cohesion, centromeric; mitotic spindle assembly checkpoint signaling; protein phosphorylation. The coding region runs from base 159 to 2702 and encodes 847 amino acids. Gene Ontology annotation, molecular function: ATP binding; protein kinase activity.